Molecule: messenger RNA, 5081 nt
Organism: Pteropus alecto (black flying fox)
Lineage: Eukaryota; Metazoa; Chordata; Mammalia; Chiroptera; Pteropodidae
Gene: TCOF1
Product: treacle ribosome biogenesis factor 1
Exons: 28
Coding region: 74-4639 (1521 amino acids)
Molecular function (GO): protein binding
Source: RefSeq, a predicted model, not a curated record
GGGCACGAGGGAAGUGGCGGGCGGGGACUGACGGGGGGCGUGCAGGUGUGCCGACCGGCCGCAGGUUGCGGGCAUGGCUGAGGCCAGGAAGAGGCGAGAACUGCUUCCCCUGAUCUACCAGCAUCUACUGCAGGCGGGCUAUGUGCGUGCGGCGCGUGAAGUGAAGGAGCAAAGCGCCCAGAAAAGUUUCCCGACUCAGCCUGUAACCCUUCUGGACAUCUAUACGCACUGGCAACAAACCUCAGUGAUUGGCCAGAAGAGGAAAGCAGAGGAAGAUGCAGCACUGCAGGCCAAGAAGACCCGUGUGUCAGACCCCAUUAGCAGCUCGGAGAGCUCAGAAGAGGAGGAGGAGGCAGAAGCCGAAACCACCAAAGCUGCCCCCAGACUAACAUCUAUCAACUCCUCAGCUGUGGAGGCAGUUUUGCCAUCAAGCAUGAAAGAAAAGGCCAAGGCAAAGACCAAGAACGUCAACAAGACAGUGAACUCCACACCACACCCUGCCUCUGGGAAGACAGUGGCCCACCUCCUCUCUGGGAAGUCACCCAGAAAGUCGUCAGGGCCCUCGGCAAAUACCAUUCUGGUCUCAGAAACUGAGGAGGAAGGCAGCGUCCCGGCCCUCGGAACCACUGCCAAGCCUGGAAUGGCAUCGGCAGGCCAGGUCGCCAGCUCCAGUGAGGACACCUCUAGCUCGAGUGAUGAGACGGACAUGGAGGCGAAACCCUCAGUAAAACCACCACAGGUCAAAGCCUUCCCAGCCCCUGCCAAGGAAUCUCUAGGAAAAAGGGCAGCUCCGACUCCUGGGAAGGCAGAGAAUGUGACACCUCAAGUCAGAGGAGGUGCCCAGACCUCAGCUGACAAGGCCAAGAAGCCAGAAGAGGACUCGGAGAGCAGUGAGGAGGGGUCUGAGAGUGAGGAAGAGGCCCCUGCGUGGAAACCCGGCCAGGUGAAGGCCUCAGAGAAAAUUGUCCAGGUCAGAGCUACCUCAGGUCCUUCCAAGGGGACCCUUGUGAAAGGGGGCACCCCAGCUCCUCCCGGGAAAGCAGGGCCUGCAACCGCCCCGGCCAAGGCAGGGAGGCAGGGGGAGGACUCGGAGAGCAGCAGCGAGGACUCGGACAGUGAAGAGGAGGCACCAGCUGCAAAGACCCCGCUUCAGGCAAAGCCGUCUGGGAAAACCCCACAGGUCAAAGCUGCCUCAGCCACUGCCAAGGAGUCCCCCAGGAAAGGAGCCACCCCAGCAGCCCCUGGGAAGGCAGGGCCUGUGGCUGCCCAGGCCAACGCAGGGAGGCGGGAGGAGGACUCGGAGAGCAGCAGCGAGGAGUCGGACAGUGAAGAGGAGGCACCAGCUGCUAAGACCCCGCUUCAGGCAAAGCCGUCUGGGAAAACCCCACAGGUCAAAGCUGCCUCAGCCACUGCCAGGGAGUCCCCCAGGAAAGGAGCCACCCCAGCAGCCCCUGGGAAGGCAGCGCCUGCGGCUGCCCAGGCCAAGGCAGGAAGGCAGAAAGAGGACUCGGAGAGCAGCAGCGAGGAGUCGGACAGUGAAGAGGAGGCACCAGCUGCCAAGACCCCGCUUCAGGCAAAGCCGUCUGGGAAAACCCUCCAGGUCAAAGCGGCCUCAGCCACUGCCAAGGAGUCCCCCAGGAAAGGGGGGACCCCAGUUCCCCCUGGGAAGGCAGUGCCUGCGGCUGCCCAGGCCAAGGCAGGGAGACAGGAGGAGGACUCGGAGAGCACCAGCGAGGAGUCGGACAGUGAGGGGGCAGCGCCAGCAGCAGUGCCUGUUACCACAAACCCGGCUCAGGCAAAAUCCUCGGGGAAAGUUCUCCAGAUCAGACCUGCCUCAGGUCCCACCAAGGACACCCCUCAGAAGACAGGUCCUGCAGCCACCCAGGUCAAGAUCGAAAGGUCCAAGGAAGACUCGGAGAGCAGUGAGGAGGAGUCAGACAGUGAGGAGGAGGCAUCAGCAGCCAUGACUCCAGCCCAGGUAAAACUGGCUGUGAAAACUCCUCAGGCCAAGGCCUCCCCAAGGAAGGGCAUCCCUGUCACCCCUGCAUCUGCCAAGGUCCCCCCAGUGCGAGUGGGCACACCAGCCCCCUGGAAAGCAGGAACAGCAAAUUCGCCAGCCUGCACGUCAUCCCCAGCUGUGGCCAGGAGCACCCAGAGGCCAGAGGAAGACUCGUCAAGCAGCGAGGAGUCAGAGAGUGAGGAGGAGACAGCUCCUGCCACAGCAGGGGGACAGGUGAAGUCUGUGAGGAAAAGCCUCCCAGCGAAAGCUGCCUCAGCACCCACCAAGGGGCCUUCAGGGCAAGGGACCACCCCGGUACUCCCUGGGAAGGCAGCGCCUUCUGUGGCCCAGGUCAAAGUUGAGACGCACGAAGACUCAGAGAGCAGUGAGGAAGAAUCAGAUGGCAAGGAGGCUGCUCCAGCACAGGUGAAGACCUCAGCAAAAACCCCUCAGACCAAAGCCAACCCAGCUUCUUCCAGAGUGGCUUCAGCCAAAGGGGCAGCAUCAGCUCCCGGGAAAGUGGUAAAGCCACCAGCAAGAACCUCCCAGACCAAUGCUGUCUCAGUGAAGGGACAGGUGUCCAUGCCAGCUAUGGGGAAGGCAGUGGCCGGAGCAGCCCAGGCCCAGCCAAAGCCAGUCAAGGAAGACUCGGAUAGCAGUGAAGAGGAAUCAGACAGCGAGGGGGAGGCGCCUGUUCAGGUAAAGCCCUCAGGGAAGACCAGGAAGAUCAGAACAGCCUCAGUCCCCACCAUGGGGUCCCCCAAGAAAGGGAUUGCCCCAGCGGCCUCUGGGAAGAUAGGACCCACAGCCACACAGGCUAGGAAGCAGGAGAAGGACUCAGAGAGCAGCAGCGAGGAGGAGUCAGACAAUGAGAAAGAGGCGCCAGGAGCUGUGACUCCAGCCCAGAAAGAGGGUAGCUCCAAAACCGUCAAAACCAAGAUCCUGGGCCCAGCAUCCCAAGAAAAGAACGCCGAGGCGUCCUCGGAGAGCAGUGAUGAGGAGCUGCCGGCGAGCCAGGUGAUUAAAACCCCUCUGAUUUUUAUCGAACUUAAUCGUAGUCCAGCUGUCCCAGCUGCUACCCCUACGCCAGCCCAGGCUGCGAAUACCCCGAAGAAGGCCCGGGCCUCGGAGAGCACAGCCAGGAGCUCCUCCUCAGAGAGCGAGGAUGAGGAUGUGAUCCCCGCUACGCAGUGUUUGGCUCCUGGCAUUAAAACCAACAUGGUGGCCGCGCCCACUGCCCACCCAAAGACAGCCCUCAGAACCAGCAUUGUUGGGGCCAGCAGCAAUGAAGAGUCCAGUCGAGUGCCAAAAGGCAAGAAACAGGAGGCACCAGCCGCUCAGGUGACAAAGAGGAAUCUGGCUCACCUCCCGCUGACCCAGGCUGCCCUGAAGGUCCUUGCUCAGAAAGCCAGUGAGGCUCAGCCUCCUGCUGCCAGGACCCCGUCUUCAAGUGGGAUUGACAGUGCUCUGGGAAUACUCCCUGCGGCAAGUCCCAAGAGCACCCCUUCGCAGGCCAAAGUGACCAACAAGCUCAGAACACCCGAGGUUCCUGUGGUUCCGCGGGCCACAGCCCCUCCCUCGGGACGCACCAAAGCCAAGGCCUCUGGGACCUCAGAUGACAGUGACAGCAGCGGCAGCUCUUUGGGGAGCAAGGAGGAUGCUAAAAGGCCCCAGAUGGCCCCGUUGGCCCCCAGGCUGGUAGGUCCAGCACCCUCCAGGAAGGAGACCUUGGUGGAGGAGACCACAGCAGAGUCCAGUGACGAUGAGGUGGUGGCACCUUCCCAGUCUCUCCUCUCAGGUUAUGUGACCCCUGGGCUAACUCCAUCCAGUUCCCAGACUGCAAAGGCUAUUCCCAAGCCAGCCCCCAACCCCUCGGUUUCCUCUGCUCCGGCCACCAAAGAUGCCCCAGAUGGUAAGCAGGAAGUGGAGCCCCAGCAAACAUCAGGCACCUUGUCCCCUAAAACAGGCAGACAAGAGGCUAGCACCACACCUCAGAAGCCCCAAAAGCCGAAGAAGGGGGCUGGGAGCCCCCAAGCCUCAACACUAGCACUGCAUAGCGACCUCACCCGGCGCCUCCUGAGUGAGCCCUGGCCCCUGAGCGAGGCCCAGGUCCAGGCCUCGGUGGUAAAGGUCCUGACGGAGCUGCUGGAACAAGAAAGAAAGAAGGCCAUGGAUGCCGCCAAGGAGAGCAGCAAGAAGGUCCGGGCGGGCCACAAGCGGAAGCUGUCAGGAGACCAGGCAGUUGUCAAGGCCUCUAAAAGCAAGAAAAAGAAGCAGCUGGUGGCUAGGGAAGGUGGAGGGGAUGCUAUUUCCCCAGAAAAGGCCCCCAGGACUACCAAGGGGAAAUCUAAGAGAGACACAACAAGUGGUAACAACAAGGAGAAGAAGGAGAAAGAGUCUCCUGCCUCCCAUGGGAUCAAGGAGAAGCCAGAAGGGAAGCCAGAGAUGGCGAAGGUUGACAGUGGAGACCAAACCAACCCAAAGAACAAGAAGGAGAAAAAGAAAUCUGACAAGAAAAAAAAAGAUAAGGAAAAGAAAGAAAAGAAGAAGAAACCUAAAAAGGUCUCAACCAAAGACCCUGACUCAGAAUUCCAGAAGAAAAAGAAGAAAAAGAAGAAGACAGCAGAGCAAACUGUCUGAGCGGCACCAGGCGGCAGAAGACAACGACCAGCUGCAGUGUCUGUGCUGGCCCAGCCCGUGAGCCCUGCUGAGGUUGGCCCGAGGAGGAAGAGGAGGAAGUCCACUCACUGACCCUGCACCUGACUUCUCUCCUGACCCAGGAUGCUUCGUAUAGAUGUGUACAGAAUAUAUAUAUAUUUUUUUAAGUGACUUGCCCCUCCCUUCUCACACCAAACAUGCCCAGAGGCCUCGGGACUUUCCACCUCUUUGCCCUGCAGAUCCAGUAAGGCCCAGCCUGUCACUCCUUCCAUGUCCCCGGUCCCUGGCUUACACUGAGGUUUUGUCCUCCUUUUGUCAGUUUUUUCCCCCUUUUUGUGUUUUUUUGGUUUUUUGUUUUUUCCUUAAAAAGAACUAAGAAAAUAAAAGACUUUAAGGAAAGGUCACGUUCCCAAUGCACCGGGAG